Molecule: messenger RNA, 3084 nt
Organism: Gigantopelta aegis
Lineage: Eukaryota; Metazoa; Mollusca; Gastropoda; Neomphalida; Peltospiridae
Product: ectonucleotide pyrophosphatase/phosphodiesterase family member 5-like
Exons: 4
Coding region: 201-1493 (430 amino acids)
Source: RefSeq, a predicted model, not a curated record
ACAUUGGAGCAAGUCAUUGACAUGAUAAGCUUUUGUACUAGCAAGGUGUACUCUUAUGCUACUGUUGUGCCGGCCGGGUACAGUUGCGUCUGACUCAGUAAAGAAGACGUCUUUUGAUCCUCCUCAUCGAUUUUGACAUCGCAUGUUAUAUACACGAAACUUGGGUUAUUACGCAGAGGGACGACAGUACAUCUAGCAAUAUGGCUUCUCUUCAAUAUCGCCUACUCUUCUCAUGCGCGUUUAAUUUUGUCUGUCUGUUCGGAAUUUCGGAACAGACGGAAUCUAAGUACGCCGACAAACUUCUCUUGGUUUCCAUGGACGGUUUCCGGUGGGAUUUUCUUUACAAAACUUACACGCCGAAUUUUGACAAGUUUAUAAAAAAUGGCAUCAAAGUGGAAUAUGUCAACAAUUCGUUUGUGACAAAAACGUUUCCGGCUCAUUAUACAAUAGUAACAGGGGUGUACGAAGAAACGCACGGGAUUGUCAGCAACUCCAUGUAUGACCCGGUGUUCAAAGAAACGUUCAACAUGAGAACGAAGACAACAAAAUGGUGGAAUGCCUCGGAACCGAUUUGGUGUUACGUGAAGCGGUUCAACCUAAACUCCGGAAGUUACUUCUGGCCCGGGGAUGACACGAUAAUCAACGGAAUUCGACCCAACAAGUGGCUGAAGUAUGCCCAAGCCACGCCAUUCCGGAAACGCGUUGAUGACGUCAUGGACUGGUUCACGAAAGACAAUUUCAACUUCGUGUCUCUCUAUUUCCACGAACCUGAUUCCACUGGACAUCGGCACGGUCCGGAAUCGCCGGAAGUAAACGAGAAAGUGGGUGAGAUGGAUGAACUGCUGGGGUAUCUGGUGACAAAGCUAGAGGAAAAAAAACUGACGGAUAAAGUGAACGUUAUCAUAACCAGCGACCAUGGCAUGUAUCCAGUUGAUGUGAAAAACAAGGUGGUUGACAUCUACGAUUAUGUUAAAAGAUCCCAGAUCCAGAGGACGCCCCUGUUGGGUCCAGUGGCUCAAAUCCAGCCCGUGGACGGACAGACGGACGCCGUGGUUGACCAACUGAGGAACGUUCCUCACAUUACAGUGUACCACAAGCGAGACAUCCCAGACCGACUCCACUACAAACACAACAGAAGAAUUAUGUCAGUGUUGGUCAUGGCUGACGAAGGAUGGCUCGUAACCGAUAACAAAACAAAACUAGCUGAACUAGAACACUACAAAGGUUCGCACGGCUGGGACAACAGUCUCAUAUCGAUGAAACCAUUCCUUGUGGCCAGUGGUCCCAACUUCAAGAAGAACGCCCGCUUUGGACCAAUUGAAAGCGUCGACAUAUAUCCUCUGAUCUGCGAACUCAUGGGAAUCCCCCCAGGACCGACCAAUGGCAGCCUCGAUCGCGUCAUCGGCUUUGUGGUUCCGUUCCAAGUGAGCGCCGCCCCGUCAGUCCACGUACCAUGGUUUCUGUUGUUACUGGCGCCGACUGUGAUGUCAUAAACGAACAUAAUAAUAUGCAUAUGUGUAAAUACAGCUACAUCUGUUUUAACCAGAAAACGUUUUUUUCUAAAUGUCAUCUGAGUUCUGUUUAAUGACAUCUACAAUUAAUAACUAGAAUGUGGUCUUCAUAACCCAACUUUCGUCAUGCUGUAGAUGCCUGAGAAACGUCAGUGACACUAAAGUAGCGUGUGUCACCCUCAGGGACCCGUGUACAACGAUACGUAUUUCACUACACUUAGCCAAUACAAGUUUUGCAAUUUGGUAAAUGUGCUUAAUUAAAAGAAAACUCGUGACUUACAACAUAAAAUCAGACACUGGAUGUAAUUGUGGCAGCAUUUGUCAGUAUAAGUAAUAGAAGAUUUUUAGCACAAAAUGAAAUGUGUGACUGUCACGUCGUUAAAUGGUGCUGCUUGGGGGUCCAUACACGACAAUCUUAAAAUGAUCAGUGUCUGAUGCUAUUUUAUAAGUUGUGAGUUUUCCUGAGCAUUAUUAGUGUUAAAAGUGAACUUUAAAAAACAUAAUUUUUUUAUAUAUACAGUUAAGCGGAACAGAAGUAAAAAACAAAGUAAUCAAAGUUUAUUAUUUUCUAAACUUCUUGCGUUGUCAGUAAAAACAUGAUGUGAAUAUCUUCAGAUUUGUAUGGUUUUGUAUUAAUAAACGUAUCGUACAACACAAUUUUAUCUAAAUUUAAACCCUGGGUAUAAGAACAAAAAGUGUAAUUUUGAUUACAAAAAACAACUUUAUUACAGUUCAUUAUCACUAACUGCAUCAACCCCUACAUCUCCUUUGAACCGACCGACCCCCCCCCCCCCCCCCACUCCCCACCAUCUAUGUAUUUAUUUAUUUAAUAAAGUGACGCAGUAUAUUUAAUAUAACUAAUCGACCUUCGUCCCACUCGCUAAUGUCCCCUGAACGCGACACGACUAUCAACAAAAGAGAGAAAAAUCGUCGUCUUAGCUUUCACUUGCAGUAUAAAGAGGUAAACACACACUCCCUUUAUUUAUUUUACUUUUUGGUUCACUUUUAUAAAGAUCCAGUGUCGACCAUAUAUAAAGAGGACAUAGCCUCGCGAGGUGUGUGUGUGUGUGUGUAUGUGUGUGUGUGUGUGUGCGAGAGAUGGGCUGCUGCAUCCCCGAUACAAAUAUAUACAAAAGCGUCUUCUUAUUAAUUUAAAAGUGCCCCGUCUGUGUAGGUGGAGAAGACCUCCACUGUGGUAUACUUGGUCCUAACAGGUUACGCUGUGUACAGUGUCUAACUACGAGUUAGGUUUUUACUUCUUUGUUUGGGGGGUGGGGGUGGCGGGGGGGGAGGGAUUUAGCUCAAUCGGUUGAGUACUUGGCUAGAGGUGCUUGCUUGGUGGAUCCAUUCAACUGACUGGGUUUUUCUCGUUGCAUACAACUGGACAAAGGACGUGGUAUGUGCUGUUCUGCCCGAGGCAAAGUGCAUAUAAACAAUCCCUUGCUGAAUUAGGAAAAUUGUAGGGGGGUUCCUUUCUAAGACUAUAUUUCAAAAUUAUCAAAUGUUUAACAUCCAAUAAAUAGCCAAUGAUUAAUAAAUCAAUGUGCGUUAGUGGUGUUGUUAAACAAAAUAA